CAUUUCGGUUUAAUUCGGAAAAAGCUUCACGUAAAGAUACAUUAGCCUGUUUGUAAGAGAAAGUUUAUCUGGAUUCACUUUAACGGACCCAUAAACAUACCCGGAAAUACAUCAUGACGGGGCGUGUGUGCACUGCGCAGGUGUGAGGAGGGGGCGACGGCAACAAAGGUAACGCGGAAGUGAAGAAAAAGCGAACGGGAGAGGUCGAAAAACAAAGCGAUUAUUUUGGGUUUUAUGCAGCUGGUAUAACGAUUACGACGCGUAAGUGCAAUUUUAGUUAUGAUUAAGUGACUGUAAACAUUUCAUCUUGUUUUUUGCUGGAUUUAAGUGAAAAACUGCCUCAUUUGUAAGAGAUUAUUGGAGGACGUGUCCCUCUGAAGUGUAAAAGUGUGAAGUCUAUUAUAUAAGUGCAUUUUCGGAUAGUUCGCCGGAUCAGGGCUAAACUAUUUCAGGAUAAAUCCUGUUUAAAUGAGCUUUUAUAUACGUUUAUAAAGUUUUUGUUCAUUUUGGGCGACUAAAUAAGUGUCCAUUUAAUAAUGGGGGAGAGUGUUGCUUGGAAAUGGUAAAAGAAAUUGAUCGUGUGACCAAAUAUUUAGGAGAUGGGCGUCAAUUCACGGAGUCUGUGAUGGUUAGAAGCACAUGGGUGAAGGGGUUAGACAUUUAUUUCCAAAAUAAAACAUUUUUCACUCUUAAAAGUGAAUUUAGUCUGUCAUAAGUUUUAUUAGAAUUGUGUUCAGACCAAAAAAGAUCAUUUAAAUUUGUUUUAUACAUCAAUUGUGGUAUCUAUGAGCUACAACAUGAGGUCAAAAAUCUAACAUAAAAGUCCACCAUUUUCUUAAAUCACUUCAAGGCAUUCUCAUGUUAAAAUGGCUUUUUGCCAAACAGCUUUUUAGCAGUUAUAUGUAAUAAUAAUAAUAAUAAUAAUAAUAAAAAGAAUGGUUGUACAAGUUGAAUAGUGUAUAAUAGAUAAAAACACACAUGAAUGUAAAGAAGUGAUUGUUAAUUAGGGAGAGAGAAGGUGAGGGAGGUCUGGGGUGGUAGUAGGAAUACGGCUCAACUUACCCCGCUCCUAUGGUCAACCUACCCCAUACACGGGGUAAGUUUUUCUUUUUUGUGAUCAACUUUUUAUUAGAUUUUAAGAGCAACAGUCAUCAUUCAACAGCAUGUUAAAUAAUUACAACCAUAAUUAUACCCAUAUGCAUAUCCAUGUACGCACACACACAGGGUAAAAUUAUUAUUAUUAUUAAUAAAAGGAAAGCAUAAAAAUAAAAUGAAGAUAAAACUGUAAAUGAUAAAUAGUAACAUACAAAAGGCAAAUGAACAAAAUCCAUAAAAUAACACAAAUGCAUUAAAAAAAAAGUGCCAUUGAAGUAUAACCUCACAAGAUCUAUUGAACGGUUAGCUGUCAACCAUACUUUGCAGAACCCAGUAAAAAAAACCCAUACACAGGGUAAGUUGACCAUAGGAGACCACUUUUUUUGGCAUGCUAUAAUAAAAAGACGGUUCUGUUUACACUCAUUCUGUUUGUUUGCAGGGAUACACAACAUCUUGAAAUAUACGCAGAAAUAUGAAAAAUGGCUCAUCUUACCCCACUCUACUACUCUACCCUACUCUAAUUUUACUUUCAGUCAGCAGACACUGCAAACAGCGUCACCAUAUGAGAUGUUUAAUGGCUAAGGGAUCUACAGCACUAUGAGUUAGCAGGCAGCUGAACUACAGCUCAGAGACAGUAUAUGUCUGGCUUUAUGGCACUACAAUACUGAGAGUAUGUUUACUCUGGUGCCCACUUGCAGAGGUGACAACUUUUAUUUGUAGUUGUCUUAAACUGGUCUCUUGUUGAAGCAUAAAUCUGCUCUUUAUGUUUAUGUUACCCCUUGGAGCUCCUCACAGUCUGUGCUUCUCUCUCCCAGUUUGACCAUGGGCCUGUGUGACGGCCUCUCCCACUGUAAACUGGCUCUGGCUUUUGCGGUGAUGAUGGAUUUACUGGGAGGAGCCGCUCUGCUGGUGGGAGUCUUCGCCCCUUUGGAAAUCAAAGGGCGGGACUUUGGAGACUUACUGGUGUAUACUGGUAUGAAAGAAAACAGUUUAUUCAAUGUUGGUGGUAUGAAUAGACACAAAGAGUUAUAAAUGCUUACACCAGAAUCAAAAAUGCAGGUAAAUUAAGGGAAAAACUCAUUUAAUCUUCUCCACUGCUGCUGUUACAGCUGUUGAUCAUAACAUCAAACAGUCUCAGCUUAAGAAAACUGGAUCCUGACAGUAUUUACUCAUGCAAAUGUAUGAAAACUGGUGUCUCCCCUCCCCUCAGGAGCUCUGUUCGUGCUCAUGUCUCUGGCUGGAUGGGUGCUCUGGUACAGCGGGAACAUCGACGGUCUGACAUCCAAGAAGGAGCUCGGACACAUCAGCAGUGCCGUCGACCGGCUCGCAAGAAACCUCAGCCGCAAGAUCCGAACAUACAGACCCCACCACUGAGCCGCAGAGAGGAAGAAGUCUGAAUUUCACGAUAAAAGCUUCAGUUCCACGUCUUUGUUUGUCAGUAUUAAUACAGAGACUGAAUUCAAACAUGUCUUUGUUACCUGAAUUUCUCUGCAGAGACUCAAAACUAAUCUGGUGCUUUUGUUUUAUUUAAAUUUAAGUUACAGUCACCUGACAAGUCCAGAACAAGGUGUCAUUUUAAGAUACUACAAGCCUAAAAUAAGACCUAGAGUGCUUGAAACCAGUAAAAAAUCUGCUGUUUUUCGUACUUCCUACUCAGAAGGGAGGCCUUAAACAGGUUAAUCUGCACUUCUCAGGAGAAUAAAAUUAAGUCUUAUCAGACAUCUUUUAACUUUUACCAGAAAAAUGUCAAAAACACUUCCUUAGUUUGGAGUUUUUGCAGCUUACUGGAGUAUACAGUAGCAUCACAAGCUUGUCUGAAACAUUUCACUCAUAGAUGUGAACCGUCUCUCAUUACAGCUGAACUUUCAAUCUUUUAUGUAUUUUUAUUGUCUGUUACGAACAACUACCGGCCAACAGGGAGUUAUCUCAUGUCAAAGGUCAAAUAAACUUGUGAAUUCAUUAAAAAGAGUCUGUUUUAUCAUUUAUGCAAAAGCAGAUUUAUCCUCUGCUCAGUCAGAAACGAAGAUGCAUGUAAUUAGAUAACAGACAACGAUGCCAAUCAUGUAACAGAG
Messenger RNA from Xyrichtys novacula (pearly razorfish), 3167 nucleotides. The record is from the annotation of a GenBank genome assembly. Lineage: Eukaryota; Metazoa; Chordata; Actinopteri; Labriformes; Labridae.